UUGGGCCUUGGUGCCUCCUGGUACCUGGAAGAUGCCUGUGCCUUGGUUCCUGUUGUCCUUGGCACUGGGCCGAAGCCCCAUGGUCCUCUCUUUGGAGAAGCUUAUGGGGCCUCAGGACACAGCUCGCUGCUCUCCGGGCCUUUCCUGCCACCUCUGGGAUGGCGACGUGCUGUGCCUGCCUGGGAGCAUCGUGUCUGCCCCAGGCCCUGUGCUGGUGCCCACACGCCUGCAGACAGAGCUGGUGCUUAGGUGCCACCAGGAGACCGACUGUGACCUCUGUGUGCGUGUGGCCAUCCACUUGGCUGUGCACGGGCACUGGAAAGAGCCUAAAGAUGAGGACGAGUUUGGAAGAGCAGCUGAUCCAGAGCUUGAGGAGCCUGCGAACGCCUUUCUCCAGGCCCAAGUGGUGCUCUCCUUCCAGGCCUACCCCACUGCCCGCUGCGUUCUGCUGGAGGUGCAAGUGCCCGCUGCCCUCGUGCAGCCUGGUCAGUCUGUGGGCUCGGUAGUAUUUGACUGCUUCGAGGCUGCUCUGGGGGCUGAGGUGCGACUCUGGUCCUACACUCAGCCCAGGUACCAGAAGGAACUCAACCUCACACAGCAGUUGCCUGACUGCAAGGGGCUUGAAGUCCGGGACAGCAUCCAGAGCUGCUGGGCCCUGCCCUGGCUCGGUGUGUCUGCCGAUGGCGAUGAUGUGCACCUCGUGCUGGACGUCUCUGAGGAGCAGCACUUUGGCCUCUCCCUGUACUGGAACCAGAUCCAGGGCCCUACAAAACCCUGGUGGCACAAAAACCUGACCGGGCCACAGAACAUUACCUUGAACCACACAGACCUGUUUCCCUGCCUUUGUAUUCAGGACUCCUACUCAUUCUUCAUGGCCCCAUUCAAAUGUCACCUCCUCCUUGAAGCCCUCCCCUACUCCUCCAAUUGCCUCUUUAUACUCCUCUGGAAAGUGUGGCCUCUAGAGCCCGACUCUGUCAGGACGAGCAUCUGCCCCUUUAGGGAGGACCCCCGGGCACAUCGGAACCUCUGGCGUGCAGCCCGGCUGCGGCUACUGCCCCCCCAGGGCUGGCAGCUAAAUGCACCCUGCUCGCUGCUUGCUGAGGCCACUCUGUGUUGGCAGGCACCAGGCGGGGGCCCCUGCCAGUCGCUGGUCCCGCCGCUGUCCUGGGCAAAUGUCACUGUAAAUAAGACCCUUGAGUUGCCAUUGCUCAAUGCCCACCCCAACCUCUGUGUCCAGCAGGUGAGCAGCUGGGAGAAGCUGCAGCUACAGCAGUGCUUGUGGGCUGACUCCCUUGGGGCCCUCAAGGAUGAUAUGCUGCUGGUGGAGACACGAGGCCCCCAGGACAACAGGUCACUCUGUGCCUUGGAACCUAGUGGCUGCACCCCACUAUUCAGCAGGGCCUCCACGAGGGCAGCUCGCCUUGGAGAGGGCUUACUACAAGACCUGCAGUCAGGCCAGUGUCUGCAGCUGUGGGAAGAUGACCUGAGAGCACUAUGGGCCUGCCCCAUGGACAAGUACGUUCACCAGCGCUGGGCCCUGGUGUGGCUGGCCUGUCUACUCUUGGCAUCUGUGCUUUUCCUUCUCUUCCUUUUCAAAAAGGACCACGUGAAAGGGUGGCUGAGGCUCUUGAAGGAAGACCUCCGCGCGGGGGCAGCCGCCAGGGCCCGCGCGGCUCUGCUCCUCUACUCAGCGGAGGACUCUGGCUUCGAGCGCUUGGUGGGCGCCUUGGCGUCAGCGCUGUGUCAGCUGCCGCUGCGGGUGGCCGUGGACCUUUGGAGCCGACGUGAACUGAGUGCGCAGGGACCCCUGGCCUGGUUCCACGCGCAGCGGCGCCAGACCCUCCAGGAGGGCGGUGUGGUGGUUCUGCUCUUCUCGCCGGGGGCCGUGGCGCUGUGCCAUGAGUGGCUGCAAGACGGGGCGUCAGCGUCCGCCCCGCACGGCCCGCACGACGCCUUUGCCGCCUCGCUCAGCUGCGUGCUGCCCGACUUUCUGCAGGGCCGGGCGCCCGGCCGCUACGUGGGGGCCUACUUCGACGGACUGCUCCACUCGGAGGCCGUGCCCACCCUUUUCCGCAGCGUACCGGUCUUCUCCCUGCCCUCCCAGUUGCCCGACUUCCUGGGGACCCUGCAGGGGCCUGCCGCCCCCCGUCCGGGGCGGCUCGGGGAGAGGGCGAAGCAAGUGUCCCGGGCCCUGCAGCCCGCCCUGGACCAGGUGCUUAAGGCUCCCAGGGAUCCCGGGGGUCCCGGGGACGGCACGCGGGAUGGCACGUGAGGCAGGGGAAACGACUCGAAUAAAGGCAGACGCUAUUUUUCUA
Molecule: messenger RNA, 2315 nt
Organism: Ailuropoda melanoleuca (giant panda)
Lineage: Eukaryota; Metazoa; Chordata; Mammalia; Carnivora; Ursidae
Gene: IL17RC
Product: interleukin 17 receptor C
Exons: 20
Coding region: 32-2272 (746 amino acids)
Molecular function (GO): interleukin-17 receptor activity
Source: RefSeq, a predicted model, not a curated record